AUGGAGGACAUCUGGAUGAAACUCGAAGCAGUCUUUGACUCUGGAAUCAUUCCUGUUCCAAUCCAUUCACACCGCAGACGUAGACCAACAACUCAUCCAAGAUAUCGAUCAAUACGUCAUCAUAAAACAAUGGUGACCACUAGAUCAGCUUCGAGUUCUAAAGAUACUCCAAAAUCAACAACAACAACAACAACAACAAAAUCAACUAAGAAGAAAUCAUUAUAUAUACCAUCUGAAUUUAAAGCGCCACUCUUAUCUCCUCAAAGUUGGAUGGACUUAGAUUUUAUUAUUGAAAAUUUAUCGGUCAGAGAAAUUAGAACGAUCUUAGAAGUUUGUUCGAUUACAGAUGAUUAUUGUAGAAAGUUUCAACAAAUUCAAAUCUUUAAAGAUAAAGUUUUACCCAAAGUUUUAAUUGUUAGAGAAAGAUACUCGAAUGAUAUAAGUCAAGUUUCAGAUGAAGAAUUAAUUGAAAGUUUUUUAUCUAUAGAACCAUUAGUAGGAGAAAAAAGGAGAUUUGAAGAAGAUUUAAGUGAUGAUGAAUCGAUUGAUAGUAACCUUUCAUCUGAUUCUAGGCCUACUAAAAAACUUAAGGUUUCUAAAUACUAA
Molecule: messenger RNA, 606 nt
Organism: Melampsora larici-populina 98AG31
Lineage: Eukaryota; Fungi; Basidiomycota; Pucciniomycetes; Pucciniales; Melampsoraceae
Exons: 2
Coding region: 1-606 (201 amino acids)
Source: RefSeq, a predicted model, not a curated record